Canis lupus familiaris (dog) is the source of this 864-nucleotide messenger RNA. It is a transcript of the gene KLK2, whose product is annotated as kallikrein-related peptidase 2. Gene Ontology annotation, biological process: zymogen activation; regulation of systemic arterial blood pressure. NCBI's taxonomy places the organism in Eukaryota, Metazoa, Chordata, Mammalia, Carnivora, Canidae. Gene Ontology annotation, molecular function: serine-type endopeptidase activity. The record is from RefSeq and is marked provisional.
CUCACUGUCUGCCAGCUCCCAGCACUCCUGUCACCAUGUGGUUCCUGGCCCUGUGCCUGGCAAUGUCCCUGGGGUGGACUGGUGCCGAACCCCACUUCCAGCCCCGGAUCAUAGGAGGCAGGGAAUGUUUGAAGAAUUCUCAGCCCUGGCAGGUGGCUGUGUACCAUAAUGGUGAAUUUGCUUGUGGGGGUGUCCUGGUACAUCCAGAGUGGGUGCUCACAGCUGCCCACUGUGCAAACAGUAAUUGUGAGGUCUGGCUGGGUCGCCACAACCUGUCGGAGUCGGAAGAUGAAGGCCAGUUAGUCCAAGUCAGAAAAAGCUUCAUACAUCCACUCUACAAAACGAAGGUCCCUAGAGCCGUCAUCCGUCCAGGGGAAGAUAGAAGCCAUGACCUCAUGCUGCUGCACCUGGAAGAGCCCGCCAAGAUAACAAAAGCUGUGAGGGUGAUGGACCUGCCCAAAAAGGAACCUCCAUUGGGGAGUACCUGCUAUGUCUCUGGAUGGGGCAGCACUGAUCCAGAAACGAUUUUUCACCCAGGGAGUCUCCAGUGUGUGGACCUCAAACUCCUGUCCAAUAAUCAAUGUGCAAAAGUAUACACUCAAAAGGUGACAAAGUUCAUGCUGUGUGCUGGUGUCUUGGAGGGUAAAAAAGAUACCUGCAAGGGUGACUCAGGAGGCCCUCUGAUAUGUGAUGGUGAAUUGGUAGGUAUCACAUCAUGGGGGGCUACUCCAUGUGGCAAGCCUCAAAUGCCAUCCUUGUAUACCAGGGUGAUGCCUCAUCUGAUGUGGAUCAAGGACACCAUGAAAGCCAACACCUGAAUGUCCCUUUCCUACUCUCUACUCCUAGUAAAAUUGAGUAUACAUC